Molecule: messenger RNA, 2861 nt
Organism: Cavia porcellus (domestic guinea pig)
Lineage: Eukaryota; Metazoa; Chordata; Mammalia; Rodentia; Caviidae
Gene: Gpnmb
Product: glycoprotein nmb
Exons: 11
Coding region: 128-1777 (549 amino acids)
Biological process (GO): cell adhesion
Cellular component (GO): plasma membrane
Molecular function (GO): integrin binding
Source: RefSeq, a predicted model, not a curated record
AUCUGCCCUGAGGCCCUGAGUUUCAUUAAAAUAGAGAGGGGUGCAACAGAGCCCAGGAGACCGCUGUUGUCUGAGGAUCGCGCAGAAGAAGGAAGCCCUGGUUUGCCCGGGCUUGUGAAAACUCAGCAUGGAAUGCCUCUGCUGGGUCGUGGGAUUUCUGCUGCUGGCCGCAAGACUGCCCCUGGUUGCAGCCAAACGGUUUCAUGAUGUGCUGGGCAAUGAAAGAAAUCCUGGCUCUGUGCGGGAGCACAACCAGUUACACGGCUGGACUUCUGAUGAAAGCAACUGGGAUGAAAAACUCUACCCAGUGUGGAAGAGGGGAGACGCGAGGUGGAAAAGCUCCUGGAAAGGAGGCCGUGUGCAAGCGGUCCUGACCAGCAGUUCCCCGGCGCUGGUGGGCUCAAACAUCACAUUUGCAGUGAACCUCGUGUUCCCCAGAUGCCAAAAGGAAGAUGCCAACGGCAACAUAGUCUAUGAGAAGAGCUGCAGAAAUGACUCCAGUUUGUCUCCUGAGCUGUACGUUUACAACUGGGCGGCGGCCUGGCCCGAGGACAGCGAAGGGGGCGCCGGGCACCACGUGUUCCCCGACGGCAAGCCGUUCCCCAGGCCCCACGGCUGGAGGAAGUGGAAUUUCGUCUAUGUCUUUCACACGCUUGGUCAGUAUUUCUACAAACUGGGACGGUGUUCAGUGAUGACUUCUAUCAACACAGCCAACCUGACACUGGGCCCUCAGGUCAUGGAGGUGACGGUCUACAGAAGACACGGCCGGGCCUACAUUCCCAUCGCACAAGUUAGAGAUGUGUAUGUGGUAACAGAUCAGAUUCCUGUAUUUGUGACCAUGUCCCAGAAAAAUGAUCGAAAUGUGUCUGAUGAAACGUUCCUCAGAGAUCUCCCCAUUAUAUUUGACGUCCUGAUUCAUGAUCCCAACCACUUCCUCAAUCAGUCUUCCAUUUACUACAAGUGGAACUUUGGGGAUAACACCGGCCUGUUUGUUUCCAACAAUCACACCUUGAAUCACACCUAUGUGCUCAAUGGAACCUUCAACCUUAACCUCACUGUGCAGGCUUCGGUGCCUGGACCCUGUCCAUCACCUUCCACACUUCCGAAACCUACCCCUUCUUCUGUACCUGUUGGUGACAACGCCACGGAGCUGCGUGAGAUUCCUGAUGAAGACUGCCAGAUUAACAGAUACGGUUACUUUGAAGCCACCCUCAAGAUUGUAGAGGGAAUCCUGGAGAUUAACAUCAUCCAGAUAGCAGAUGUCCCAAGGCCUGUGCUGCAGCCUGAAAACUCCCUGAUGGACUUCACUGUGACCUGCGAGGGGACCAUCCCCAGGGAAGUCUGUACCGUCAUCUCUGACCCCACCUGCCAAUUUGCGCAGGACGUGGUCUGCAACAGUGUGGAUGCGAACGACGCAUGCGUGCUGACCGUGAGAAGAGCCUUCCGACGGGCCGGGAGGUACUGUGUGAACUUUACUCUGGGUGAUGAUGCAAGUCUGGCCUUCACCAGCACUCUAGUCUCCAUCACUAGCAAAGAUGCAGCCUCCCCUUUCCGGACGGUGAGUGCCGCCCUCAUCUCCGGCAGCUGCCUGGCCAUCCUUGUCAUCGUGAUCACCGUCUUGGUGUACAGAAAACACAAGAAAUACAAGCCAAUUGAAAACAGUGCUGAGAAGGUGGUCAAAGGCCCACAGGUCGUCCUCAGCCACACAGAGGCCGUGUUCUUCCCGGGAAACCAGGAGAAGAACCCACUGCUCAAGGACCGCUCGGGGGUGCUCUAAGCCUUCAGCCUUAUUUCUGACCACCAGUCCGCUCUUCAGUGCCAUUUAUAAGAACUGUGCAGCUGUGGGUGAUUGUUAGCUUUUUUUUCCCUGAAGUUUAUUGUAAAAUAUACAUCCUGAUUUAGAGAGAUCAAGUUUUAGGAAAGUUGAAUUAAAUCACAUUUUAGAGAAGUGAUGAAACAGUUCAGCAGUGCUUGCUUGCUUGUCGCCAUCCACGAUGUCAUCAGUGAUUAGCGGUGUAGACGCCCUAGCUCCCAAGAGUGGGCAACGACUGCUCCUUAGAACCUGACCCGGCUUCAGUAGGAGGACAGGCGAGCUGCCCCUGUAACAUGUACAUUACACCAGUGUAGUCCCGGCGUAAAGAGCAGGUUCCAGGCCACUGGAUCCCAUGUCACCUGAUGUGCUCAAGCCCUGGCAGAACAGGAAGGGGUCUGAGUCUUUUGCCUGGUGUGUGUGCUUGCUAUACUCAGAAAACAAUGCUCAUCUAACAGAAGGUGUGAGUACUGUACGUGGUGACAGCCUGCCCUGCCCAGCUGAGUGGAGGAAUGAUAUUCGUUUACCUGUGGACAUUUAUUUAGUGCUUUCCGUGUAGCAGGCCAGCACCCACAGUGGGUGCCUGGGUAUAUACCUGAAUGUGGACAGACCCUGAAGCACAUAUUUAGAAUCAUAAGUUCUAACUUUAUAAAGGCGGCCCCUAGUUUUCCGACCAGUUCCUCUAAAUGAUAUGGAACACUGAUCAGUGAGGAUUUUACCCCCUCUGCAACUGAAAUCAUCUGCCGAAGGUUAGACAUGACAUUCUUUUUCUGCUCUUCCUGAAAAAUAAUGUGGGAAAAAGAAACAACUGUGGGAUUGUAAUUAUUUUCCCAAUGUAUCAUUUGUCUUUUGAUUUCACUUAUAGUUUUUGAGAGGUAAAAAGUUCUGUAACAUCACCCCCAAAGAGCACUGAUAAUCUCAUGCAUACUUUCUACUUUAAAAUAUAUAUUCAGAGCCAGGGGUUUACAUCAGCAGCACAAGCACCUGCCUGGGAAGCACAAAGUCAUGAGUUCAAUCCUCAGUACCAAUAAAAUAAAAGAUUUGUAUAUAA